AACAAAAAGAAAAGAGAUCUGGGUUCUAGUUUCGUACCUUCUCCCAGAAUCCUGUGCGCUAAAGACAAAAUGGCGGACAUUUCAAACAUGGUCGAUUUGUUGAUGAAAAUCUGAUUUCUUUUUCUGCCUCUAAGUUUAUAUGAUCCUUCUUUGAAAAAUUAUGGAUGCUGUCAUCUCUGUGGAACCUGAGCUGAAUGCUAUAGUGUCAGAGUACCUUGAGUUUUUAAACUAUAACAAAACAAUAGCAGCUUUUGAAGAAGAGUUGAGUCUUCUUGGCAAGAAAGCUGAUUUUAAAGGAUCAUUACCACAGAAUGAAAAUCAAGUUUCUGAAUUACAGUUGUCUAUUUUAUCAGCCUUUGAUAAUGGGAGCUAUCAAACCUUCUUUACCACUUGGAACAACAAGCUUCCUGUUGAUGUCCUACAGUCUGACUCCACAUGUCAAAAGCUGGAGUUUAAUCUCAAUAUCUACUUCGCUGUCUACCCAAUAACUAAUGGCAGACAGAACAAGCACCAACUUGAACAAUCUAUGAGAAUAUUCAAGGCCUACCUAGAAAACAAGGGAGCAGGCCUCAGCCAGACCACUGAGUUCUUACCAUAUUAUGCUCUUCCAUUUGUUCCUGAUCCAACAACUCACCCCUCAUUCAAGCCAUUAUUUUCAAACACAUGGGGCCUCGAGCUGAGAAGCACCCUUGAUUCAUUCCUGAAAACAGCUUUGAAGUCUCAAGAGAAACCAAAGCUUUACACACUAUUUAAAGUUGGUCCUGAUACUGUUGAAAAAGAGAGAAAGAUACAUGCAGAGCAAGUGAGACUGCUGCAUCAUCAGCUUUCUGAAGUUGAGCAUCGCUCAGCUCAGCACUUCAAGAAGUAUUCAAGAAUUCAGGGAGACUAUCAUAAGCUGAUCGGUGUUGCUGCAGAACUGGUAGAUUCACUGGAGAAUGCUGUCAGGGGGAAAAUGGUCACCCCAGAGUAUCUACAUGACAUUUGUAUGAGGCUGUUCAAUAAUUCUUCCCAAGACUCCAUAGAUGUUACUAAACCAGGCACAGCCAGCUCCAUGUUGCGAGCCUCCAUUGCACAGAAUGCACAAAGUCUGAUUGCAGAAAGCGUUGAAGUAAACAGCAUUCCAGCUCUAGACUUUGAAAAGAUCAAGAGUGAUUUAGUUUCUUUGCCAGACCAUAAGCGAACCCUUCUCCUUCAGGCUUUACGAUGGCGUUUAACCAAAGCUAAGAACAUGGAUGCCCGUAUUGCAAGUGCUCGAGCAUUCAUCAUCCAUGACCUUCUUGGGCUCUCUGUUCCUGAUGAUAUUCGGAAGGGUGUUUUGCAGAUCUUGAGCCAUGCAAGUGACGUUGUGCGACAGUACAUGGCGAGGCUCAUCAACGCCAUGGCAUCGCUGGCGGCAGGUCGAUCAUAUCUCACCCAAAACUCCGACCUGAUUCUUGUGCUGCACUCCACACUUGUGGCCGAGAAAAAGACGUCUAUAACGAGCGACAACAUACUCGGCGCCUUGCAGAAACUAAGCUUGAGGCGAAGACUCCAGUCUGUCAUGAUCGAGAACGACCUCAUCCAGUGGCUUGUAGGGCUGUUAGAGGAUCAUGACUCUCUAUCAGAUUACGCGCUGGAAUACGCAGUAGCACUACUAAUGAACCUUGUCCUACGCUCUAAAGGGAAGAAAAGAUGCAUCUCUGAUGCUGGAACUGUGUUGAAAGUUCUGAGUGAUUUAUUGGGGCAUGAGAACCAGGAGAUCAGACCGUACAUCAACGGCGCAUUGUACAGUUUGCUGGCGCUACCAGCGAUAAAGGAAGCAGCCAGAGCUAUGGGCAUGGAGUCCAUCCUGGAGUGUUUUCUUGAUGACGACACGCCCGAGCUGAAGCGCCAAAUCCAGUUUAUCAUCAAGCAGCUAAACACGGAAAACCCGCAAGCGACAAACGCCCCCAUGUCUGACGACGAAGAUGAGGAGGACGACGAUGACUUUGAGGGGGAUACUAUUGAUAUGGAGUUGGACAAACACGAAGUCCAGCUCCCAGUCGAGGGGGAGCUGGCGGGAAAUGAGCUUUUAGCUGCUGAAUAUUCAAUGGGAAAAAGCCCAACAAAAAGCAAGCCUAAAAGCAAGCUUUUUUCUGGUGUGGACCCAGACCAGCCGCUGACCAGGCCGACAACGCCUGGCAUGCGCCCGCCUGAACCAAUCAAUGACGCGCCUCACAUACCCAGCAGGCCAGGGACGACCACCAUCCGGCCAGCCUCCACUCAGAGUCGACCUAUGACGUCAUCAUCAAGGCCGGGUACCAGGCCUACGGAGGACGAAAAGCCCUCGGUUACCAUCAACGCAAGCCGACCUGGAAGUACGUCUUCUACGAGUUCUCGGAAACAAAAAAUGGACCCGUUUUCGUCGAGGCCAAAGCUGCCUCGAACACCAGAACCGCUAGGACGCACAGGGGCCUCCACCCCUCCCCCUCUCGCGAGGUCUAUUUCCCCAACGAGGGUGAGCAAGUCUAGACAAGGCUCUGCUGGUUCCAGGAAAGGAAGUCAGUCAUAAUGGACGACGUCUCCGAACCAAUGUAUAUGAGAUAGCUUAGGGAUAGUAUAAGAGCUGUUUGUGGUAAUAAUCACGAGGGCAAGGGUUUGGACAGCCUGCCCCACCUCUCCCAGAAUACAACCCCCCCUUCCUACAGAUAAAAUUUACUAGCUAGAGGCGCAGAAGGAAAUAAACUGUUUAAAAUUCAUCAAAAUUUGAUGAAUGCAUAUUCUUGACGGACACUGAAUAUUUUGAGAAAAAAGUAUUUAACAAUUAUUUUACGUCUUUUUUCUUUAAAUAUUCAGGGUCAAUUUUCAUAGGAGCCUAGGCAGUUGUGAUAAUCAGAUUAUUGAUAGAGAAAGAAGCCAAAGGAAGAAAACUAGGCCUAUUCGUUUUCUUUCUUCGCUAUUUCUUUUUCACCUUCUCCUUCUCGGUGAGGGGAGGUAUGAAUUGUAGUUUUCUACUGCUCAUACUAUUUUAAGUAACACGGAGUGGAAAUAAUAUCAAAACUAAGUCGAGUUACUAAGAUGCUAUUUGUCUACUGUCUAGUAAAAACAAACAGGCCAUGCACAAACGUCGAAUUUUCCAUGUGCUGUAUUCAAUGCAAAUACAUGCAAAUGAAGAUAAAACAAUGCACCUGAUUCAUUCCAUUAAUUUCAUUAACUACAGCUCUUGGAUAAUACGCCUUUUGAACUUAGCUUCAGUCGCUAUUUAGUUACAGAUCACCUAUUGAUGUGUUACCCUGCCUGCAAGAAUCUCCUCAAGGCUUUUUGCAUUUCAGCUUUCAAAGUCUUGCUGAGACCUUUUGGGAUAAGUCAGAUUAUUAUCGGGUAUGUCCGUUUAGUACAUCUGCAGUGCAUCUGUGCAUACUCGUUGUAAAAUGGUUAUUCUGGUACAGAGGGAAUAGUGUAAAUAAAGCCAAUACUAGAUAUAUGCA
Messenger RNA from Nematostella vectensis (starlet sea anemone), 3446 nucleotides. Its product is annotated as lisH domain-containing protein ARMC9. Lineage: Eukaryota; Metazoa; Cnidaria; Anthozoa; Actiniaria; Edwardsiidae. Gene Ontology annotation, biological process: cilium assembly. The record is from RefSeq and is a predicted model, not a curated record. The transcript is spliced from 26 exons. Bases 161 to 2530 code for a protein of 789 amino acids. Gene Ontology annotation, molecular function: protein binding. Gene Ontology annotation, cellular component: ciliary basal body; ciliary tip; centriole.